CGUCUCGCUGUCGCCGGCGAUGGCUCAGGCGGCCGGUGGAUCUUCUUCUUCAGAAUUCGAAGCCGCAGAGUGGCGGAUUCUGACUAGAAGCAACUUCUCCUCUCAGAUCCGUCAUCACCCUCACAUACUGCUCCUGGUAACUGUUCCUUAUUUGUAGCCACUGUGGUAGACUCUUUCAACUCCUGUUCCUGAUCAUUGAUUGGCUUAAAUGACGAUUCCAACUGUAAUCCCGAGAGAGGGAUCCUUUGGUUCAAGUGGGAAGAGGGGAGCAGUUUUUGGGUCCGAGCUGCUCAUGACCGUCUGCUAGAGCAAUAGAAUACAAGCCGAAGUGUUUCACUUAUGGCUUUACUGUACAUGAAAGUGACAUUCAAUUUGGACUAAUAGGGGUCUGGUGAGUCUCGAUCCCUUAUGAAGGAAAUAUCCCAGCUUGUUGCUAAUAAGCCAGAUAAGUUUAGCACCCUCAAGCUGAUGCUCUUAUAUAAAAAUAGAGAGAGGAUGUUUGCCGAUGCCAUUGGUGCUACAGAGGGAAUAACAAUUUUUUGCUACCACCAUUCUUUAUCAUACAAGUACCGUGGGAGGCUUCGAGCACAAAAUAUUUUAUCUUCUGCUCAUUUUCUUACGUCACUUUCUCACGAACAACUUCCUCUUGAAUUUCUAAAAACACCAGAGGACUUGAAAACAUUCCUUCAAUCAACUGACAAGGCACUGCUUCUCCUAGAAUUUUGUGGAUGGACGCAGACAUUGCUAGCCAAGGGAAUGGACAAUGGAACUGGAAAUGCAUUUGAUAGCCCCCAUGGAGCAGGUUUUAUUGGAGAGACUAGCAGAUCACUUACAAGAGAGAAAAAGAAAAAUCAGAAGGGGAUGGAAAAUGAAAAGAUGACUUGUAGUGUUCAAAAUGGAGUUGGUGGAGUACCUUGGGAAUUUACCUCUAUGAGCUACCGUGACUCUUUUGAUACAAGGCCCAUUGCUGGGAUGUCUUGUGGCUAUGAAGAGUUCCAGCGAUUUGAGUCUUUCUUCUCAAAGUUCAUGACUGUUGCAAGAGGCUUCUUCUUGCCUCCUGAAAGGCUAAGAUUUGGUCUGGCUCCUGAGAGGUUGUUGCUUUCAUCUUUGAAUGUUGGGGAUUCUGGUUCAUGGUUGUCUUCAGCCAGUGGAGAGUCUGAUUCAUGGCUGAUGAUACUUCAUUUUGCUGGAUGCUCCAGUUGUUUAAAGGUUCUCAGAGAAGAGGAUGAUCUUAAAAGUGCUUUACAGACGCAAAAUUCACUUGUUAUAGAGCUGGAAGAUGAUGGGGAUGAUCCUGAGCCUACUUUACCUGCAAAUAAGCCAUCGAUACUUCUUUUUAUUGACAGAUCUUCUGAUUCACUAGAAAAGAGAAAAAAGAGUGAGGAAGCUAUCAAUGCUUUUAGAAGUUUAGCAUUGCACUAUCACACAUUACACAGGAAAGGAGAACAACAGAAUCUCAAGUCUGAGAAAGUCUUGUUUGACACUUACCAGGCAUCAAAAAGCAUGCCUGGAAAUAAAAAAUUCAAGCCAGCAUCUCAAAAUCUGAGGCUUAUGGAUAAGAUGUCUUUCAUGAUUAUAAAUGAGGACAAGCACGUAACUGUAGAUAAAAUUGCUUCACAUUUACAAGGUAAUUCCUUGCAGGAGAUCGCCACAUAUUUAUUUCAGCGUAACAAUGAUGUAAAAUUGAGCUCACUUGCAAAAGAUGUUGGUUUCCAACUUUUGUCUGAGGAUUUUGACAUCAAAAUACAAGAAGCAUUACCGACAGAGGCAAAGCCCACAGAAAGCCUUACAGAAGUCAGUGUUGAUGUGCACGAGGAUCAGAUACCAUAUGAGGCUAGCACAUCAUCCCUGGAGCAUGAGGGGCAAUUUAAACCUGCUAAUGCUGAUGAAUCUUCUGACAAUACCAGAGAAACUAUAACCUUUGAUGCUGGUAGCCUUUCAUCUAGAAAACCAGAAUAUUUUCAUGGAAAUGGGGUUCUUGGUAGUGCUGAAGAUGGGAAGGGAGAACAGAAAAUCUUCUCACAGAAAGCUAAUUUGGGUGAAGAGAAGCUUCACUUUAAAGGAUUUACGGUUUCCUUUUUUUUCUCUGAUGGUGGAGAUCAGUUACUUAGAUCCCUUACUUCAGGAUCAAAGAUUCCAUCGGUGGUAAUAGUUGAUCCAACCACACAGACACAUUAUAUCUUACCCAAAGAGACAGAUUUCAGCUACUCUUCAUUGUCUGAUUUUCUUAAUGGAUUUCUUAACAGAAGCCUUCUUCCCUAUCAGCGAUCUGAAACUCUUAUCCGAAGUCGUAGGGAGGCUCCAUGCCCACCAUUUGUUAAUUUGGAUUUUCAUGAGGUGGACUCCAUUCCUCGUGUCACCACUCGCACCUUUUCUGAGUUGGUUCUUGGUUUUAAUCAGUCCGAUAACUCAAAUGUUGGCCCUGCUUGGAAGAAGGAUGUGUUGGUCCUUUUUUGCGGCAUUUGGUGUGGAUUUUGCCAGAGAAUGGAACUUGUUGUUCGUGAAGUAUAUAGAGCUUUCAAGCAUUACUCAAUUAGGCUGGAAAAUGGACGAAGUAAUGGCAAAUCUGUAUUGAAUGAUGACUUGAAAGAUUUUUCUUUGAAGCUUCCACAGUUUUAUUUCAUGGAUUGCUCACUGAAUGAAUGCAGUUUGAUCUUAAGAUCAGUAGCUCAGAGGGAACUUUAUCCAUCUCUGCUAUUAUUUCCAGCGGAAAAGAAGAGUGCUGUUUCUUAUGAAGGAGAUGUGGCAGUAUCAGAUAUUAUCAAGUUUGUCAUUGAUCAUGGAAACAAUGCUUAUAGUCUUGUCAAGGAGAAAGGAAUUCUACAGAUUGGAGCACAGCAAGAAAGAAGGAAGCAGAAUAUAUAUGAAUCUGCAUUACAGAGUGCUGUUCACAAGGAAGCUCCUUUGGCAAAGAACAAACACCAUGAGGUCAUAUUAAAAUACAGAACACCAGAAAGAGUAAUUAAAUACAACCAGAUAAAACCUCGCAGGUCAUAUGACUUGCAUGGAGCUGCCCCUCAAGUGAUUGUUGGAUCCCUCCUUAUUGCAACAGAUAAGCUUCUCAACAUACACCCAUUUGAUAAAUCCACCAUUCUAAUUGUAAAGGCAGAUCAAGGUACAGGAUUUCAAGGUCUGAUUACUAAUAAACAUAUUAGCUGGGAUUCUCUGUAUGAACUCGAGGAAGGGUUAGAACUGUUAAGAGAGGCUCGCCUGUCAUUUGGAGGCCCCCUUUUGGAACACAGAAAUCCCCUGGUUGCCUUAACUCGGAGAACCCUUAAGGAUCACUACCCAGAAGUUCUGCCAAAUAUUUACUUUAUUGAUGAAUGGGCCACAGUUAACGAAGUAGAAGAAAUCAAGUUGCGCAAUCAUUCUGUUAUUGAUUACUGGUUUUUCUUGGGAUACUCAAGUUGGGGUUGGGACCAGUUAUUCAAUGAGAUUGCAGCAGGAGCUUGGAACAUAAGCGUUGAUAAUACAGAACGGAUAGAUUGGCCAUGGAGAUGACUUAAAUCCAAUGCUUUAGUUUAGGUUUUAUUUCACAAACUCGAGCUAUGGAGUUCUCAACUGGGAAUUCUGAUAAAGCGGCCAAAGUUCAAAUAUUAGACAGAUGAGUUUAGUAGUAGAUUCCUAAUUGAUGUGUAUUAUUAUCAAUUUGUUGAAUUGAACUUACGCCCAUUAACCGUGUAAUAUUCUUUUUA
Diospyros lotus (date-plum) is the source of this 3695-nucleotide messenger RNA. RefSeq lists its product as uncharacterized. Bases 409 to 3501 code for a protein of 1030 amino acids. The transcript is spliced from 9 exons. NCBI's taxonomy places the organism in Eukaryota, Viridiplantae, Streptophyta, Magnoliopsida, Ericales, Ebenaceae. The record is from RefSeq and is a predicted model, not a curated record.